AUGACAGCCUCACUUGGAGAGAAAAAAACGGAAACGAAGAAUUUGGAAGAAGAGGAAGAACAUAUCAUUGAUGAAGACAAAGCGGAGAACUCUUCGUUGCCCAAAUUCCCUCUCGAAUCUCUUCCCGACGUCUUUCUCCAACAUUUGCAUCCAUUUCUCAAAUGGUCGUCUCUGAGAUCGCUGUCUCAAGUCAAUUCCAGAUUUCGUACCCAUUACGAAUGUCAUCUGAAUGAAGCUUACUCGUUGUCCAUCAAGGGACAAGUGUCUGUUGGUGUAGGUGACCUAGAUUCCGAGCAGAGUGUCUCAUAUCUUUCUGAGUUCUACACCGUCCGUUGCGAGUUGGAUGAUGAGAUGGUCGUCGAGUGGACGUUAAAGUUGGAAAGUGGAAUUCGUACAGUGGUGCACACACAAUACGAUGGGGAGGAAACGAUGGAAUCAACUAGAUCGGUGUCAUUGUCAUCUAGAGAUUAUUUAGAGAAAAUUUUGAAAUGGAUUCUGCAGAAAUAUCAAUUCAAAAAUAUUCAUUUAGGCGUCUCCGGCCUAGCUCCUCUCUUUGAUAUCUACAAGUUCAAAGUGGACGAUGUCGGUGUCUCGGAUGAAGUAGACUCGCUGAAUCUUGCGGAAAAAUUAUCUCCCAAGAAGUUGACUCUAUUCCCAGCAAAUCAAUUAAUCUACAAAAAAGGAACAUUAGAUCUAUCGAAACUUCCCCGACUUGUUGAUCUUCGGAUGUACGGAGUUCCAUUAGAUUUGGAUCAAGUUGGAGAAUCGAAAUUGUUAAUGGUAGUAGCUGACACAGUUCUAGGCGACAAAAUCAAAUUGAGGCAUGUGAAGAAAAUUGUUCAGAACUGGAAAUCGGGAGCAUCUGCUUACAAAAGAAUUGAGAUUAUUUGCUCAUCGUUCCGAUUCCCAACCUAUAAACCACAUGAGCAAUGGUUCGAACUACAAGAAAAUGAUCUAGAAGAGUUAUACAUCAUAUCCCAAACCCACAAGGAAAAUUCGCAUCUCUUAGUUAUUCGCUGA
Caenorhabditis briggsae is the source of this 1020-nucleotide messenger RNA. NCBI's taxonomy places the organism in Eukaryota, Metazoa, Nematoda, Chromadorea, Rhabditida, Rhabditidae. The record is from RefSeq and is a predicted model, not a curated record. Bases 1 to 1020 code for a protein of 339 amino acids. The transcript has 5 exons.